AUGUCGGAUCCAGUAUCAAAUAACACAGAAGCUGUUACAUUUGCGGUAACUGAUGAACAAGGGAAGAUGGUUCUUCUGCUCAUAUUCAUUCAAGCUACAGCAUCAUUGAUUGCAACUGCCUUCGGAAUUUCAAUAUUUUUUUCUAUAAGAUAUAAAUACCCCCGAUUAGUCAACAGAGUUACGUUUCGACUUGCUCUUGCUACAAUGAUCUCAGACUUUGGUGGUAGU
Messenger RNA from Entrophospora candida, 228 nucleotides. The record is from the annotation of a GenBank genome assembly. NCBI's taxonomy places the organism in Eukaryota, Fungi, Glomeromycota, Glomeromycetes, Entrophosporales, Entrophosporaceae.